This is a messenger RNA of Pseudonaja textilis, 1402 nucleotides long. It is a transcript of the gene FAM169B, whose product is annotated as Protein FAM169B. Lineage: Eukaryota; Metazoa; Chordata; Lepidosauria; Squamata; Elapidae. The record is from RefSeq and is a predicted model, not a curated record.
GCCGCGCGUCAAGGGUGGCCGGCUCAGCCUCUUCGUCCCUCCGUUGAGCGGGGACGAGCCGAGGGCGGUUCCCGAGCAAGCCCCGGAGGGAGGGAGGGCAGGCGGGCAAGGCAGGAAGGAGGGGCGAUGGCGGGGACUUCUCGGUUGCGCACGGGGAGAGGCGGUGCCGAUUGUCUUUUUCUGGUAGACAUUAAAAAUGAAAACCUGAGCAGUCUUGAAACAGGGCUUUGCAACAACCAGGCAAAACUUAUGGAGGAAGCCUUAUCUGCUGCUGGAGAACUCUCUGUUCCAGGCCAAAAGAACAUUAAAGUGGAGGCUUCAUCAAUGAACUUCCUUCCUCUGUACAGAGAUGACAGCGAACGUUGCCUCUUGGUACUCGCUGAUCCCCAAGAUAAGAACAGAGUGUUAGCAAUUUAUUUGAACAACUCCUGGCGGCUUCCUGAAGAUGUAAUCAAGACAUCUGAUCCUCUCCGGGAGGGCCUGAAACAGGUUCAAACUUUUCAAGAGAGAAUCGUUCUCUUUGUCCUUAACUGCAUCAUUUUUGGCAUGUCGGAGCGGAGCUUGACUGAUGAUACAGUCUUCGUUCCUCAUCCUAAGAAGGAAGAUGCCAGAAUAUUCUGGAAGAGUGGAGAAGCAGCCGCCUUUUAUACGGUCAAAAUAAGAGGAAGUUUGUGUGACGGACACACCAGCCAGUGUUACAUGCUCCCUGUUUUGGACACCAUGUUUGUACGAAAGAAGUUUAGAAGAUGUGGUCUUGGGAUGCAGAUGCUUCAGGAUUUCUGUCAGUCUUUCCCCUCGGAGGAUGCCUUGGGACUCAGCUGUCCUCUAUCAGCUGAAAUGGAAAAAGUUUGUCAAAAGUUCUUGGAAACUUACCCGAAAGAGCAGCCUCGGCUGUGGGAAGUGGAAGCACCCGGAGACUGGACUCAGCGCAUUAACAUCUGGCUCAAAAUCCAGCUGGAAGAAACUCGCUUUCCAAAAAAUGCGGGCCAAAGUUCUCCCGUACCAAAGGGUGAAGAUGAUGAAGUCGAGGAAAGACGGAUAAAUACAAGUCUUGGCUGUAUCCCACAUCUCGGACCGCUGCCAGACAAACCCAUGGCAGAUCAUGGUGACCGUAGAGGGCCCCCAGACCUUCCUUCUCAGAGCGAUGACCUUCAACUUCAGUUGAAAGCUGAAGAACCAAAAAAACCGAAGAAAAGAACACACAGAGAAGAACCAGCUGCAGAGAGCGUUGCGAAGCACUUGAGGACAAUCUCCUAAUUUUUGUAAACAGCAGAAGUAAGAGAAAACACAUGAAACCCGAGGAUCAAGUAGCAACUCGGGAAAUCUCUAGUGAAUAUUUCUUCAUCGAUUGACAUGUUUAGGUGACUCUACCCAAUGUUUAAGGGACGCGGUGGUUCAAUGG